This is a messenger RNA of Populus trichocarpa (black cottonwood), 1101 nucleotides long. Its product is annotated as putative UPF0481 protein At3g02645. The record is from RefSeq and is a predicted model, not a curated record. The transcript has 3 exons. Bases 1 to 1101 code for a protein of 366 amino acids. NCBI's taxonomy places the organism in Eukaryota, Viridiplantae, Streptophyta, Magnoliopsida, Malpighiales, Salicaceae.
AUGGAGGAUGUAGGAACAUCGGUUGAUGAUCAGCAGUCCCUAUUCGACUACGUACGUGAGUCGAAUGAAAAGAUCUUGACACCUCAAGUAGUAAACCUUGGUCCACUUCACCAUGGAAAAGAAGAGCUUAAAGCAAUGCAGGAGCACAAAAUAUUGUACUUGAAAGAUUUUCUUGAAUGGAGCGAGGCAAGCAUGGAGGAGUUAAUUAAAGUUGUAGAGGAGAGAGAGACAAGAUUGCGUAAUUGUUACGCAGAAACCAUCGAUCUUGGUAGUGAAGACUUUGUGAAAAUGAUGUUACUAGAUGCCUCCUUCAUCAUUGUGCUCCCAUUCUUCAUUCUUGAGGAUUUGCUUAAAGCAUCCAGCAUAACCAGAUAUAGCCCUGCUGAAGAGGAAUAUUCAGUGAUUAAGCUUACAUACAAGUUCUUCGAAGAGAGACGAGAUUCUUUGAUGAAAACGGGAAUUGUGGAGGAAAUCAAUUCGUCUGAAGUAGCACAUUUUGUUGACUUCAUAAUAAAAUGUCAGAAGCCAUCAGAGUCAGAUAAAACGGAGAAAGAACUCGAGACCAUAAACGUACCAAGUAUAACUGAACUCCAUCAAGCUGGAGUUAAGUUCAGGUUUAAACCGGGCAAAAGUUUGAUCGACAUGAAAUUCGAUAGAGGGAUCCUGGAAAUGCCACUAUUGAAAAUAGAUGACGACACAGAAAUCUUAUUCAGGAAUCUCCAGGCAUUUGAGCAAUGCCAUUGCGUCGAAGAUUAUAUAGCUAACUAUAUUUCAACAAUCAAUUUCCUUGUCGUUACUCCUAAGGAUGUGGAAAUCCUUGAUCGAAAUGGAAUUAUAGAAAACUGGAUACAUGACUAUGAAGCAGUUACGACUCUUCUUCAUAAUAUUUCCAAGGAAAAUGCACUCUCCGCGGAUGAUUUCAUCUUCGCUAGUCUCGUUGAAGAUCUGAAUGCAUACUGCAGGAGGCCUUGGAAUAAAUGGAAGGCAACCUUGAAACAAGAGUAUUUCCAUACUCCAUGGGCCAUAAUCUCUCUUAUUGCAGCCGCGAUUCUCCUCAUACUCACUACGGUACAAACCGUGUGUUCUCUUAUUCAAGUGUAG